CUCCACGCUGAGUUGCCAGAAGCAAAGCGAAGAGCAGCGAUAGAGAGCAGCGGUGGAGGGGCUGAAACAUAUCGGUCGGUUGGCCUCUGAUCAGCAGAGGAACCUGGAGCCCACCUGCCCAGCUCACCCGCUCCUCUUCCAGAUCAAUACGUGGCAGAGCCCGGAGUAUGUCCCGCUCCCUGAGCUGAAGGAGAACCGCUCGUCUGUAUGAACGUGAUGAUGGCCAACUGCACCAGCGUCCAGUAUGAGCCCGUGGCAGAAAUUGGUGGGGGUGCCUAUGGGACCGUGUACAAGGCCCGCGAUACGGAGAGCGGGAAAUUUGUUGCUCUGAAGAACGUUCGUGUGCAGACGGACCAAAAUGGCCUCCCGGUGUCCACAGUUAGAGAGGUGGCUCUUUUGAAACGGAUGGAGCAGUUUGAUCACCCCAACGUGGUCAGGCUAAUGGACGUAUGCGCCACUCAGAGGUCGGACCAGGAAACGAAAGUCACCCUAGUGUUUGAGCAUGUGGACCAAGACCUGAAGACGUAUUUAGCGAAAGCUCCAGCUCCUGGAUUAUCUGCUGACCGUAUUAAAGACUUAAUGAGGCAAUUGCUGUCUGGCCUGGCGUUUCUUCACUCUAACCAUGUGAUGCACAGAGACCUGAAACCUGAGAAUAUUCUAGUGACUAGCCAGGGUCAGGUGAAGCUGGCUGACUUCGGCCUCGCCAAGAUCUACAGCUGCCACAUGGCUCUCACUCCUGUGGUAGUGACUCUGUGGUACCGCCCUCCAGAAGUCCUGCUGCAGUCUUCUUAUGCGACCCCUGUUGAUAUUUGGAGCACCGGCUGCAUCUUUGCUGAGAUGUUUCGACGCAUACCUUUGUUCUGUGGAGAAUCAGAAAUGGAUCAGCUUGGGAAAAUCUUUGAGGUUAUUGGCUUGCCGCCGCCGGAGGAGUGGCCCACUGAUGUUACAGUACAAAGGAAAAACUUUCCCCCUCUCAAGGCGCGCCCAAUCACAGAUUUUGUUCCAGAGAUAGACGAGCAGGGGGCCAAGCUGCUGAUGGAAAUGCUGGCGUUUGAUCCUGUGAAACGGAUAUCAGCCCUGAGCGCUCUAGAACAUCCUUAUUUCCAGGACGAGGAGAAGAAAAGCUGAAAACAGACUUUUAAAUAAUGCCAAAAAGAGGCAACAUUGUCUUAAAUUUAGGAUUUUAUUCAGUGAGCUGCCCUUUUUAGCAUAGCCUGCACUGUGAAAGGUUCUUUUUUUUCAUACGCAUCAAAAAAAGGAGGACGAGAGAAUCACUGGCUUCUGAACUUUUCAUAAUUACAGUUGUAGACUGCCAACAGUACCGGUGUUUAUCUGACGUCAACAGGGACUGAUGUCUUCUCAUCCGCAGUGCUUCUCAUUUGUCUAAAUGUCCAACCUGAUUGUUGUCAAUGUAAUUGUUUUUUUAAAACAUUUUGUGAUAUUCCUCCAACAGGACCAAGAAAAAUGUUUGUGACUGCCUUUUAACUGUAGUGACCUUAGUGACAACUGUAUUCAAGUUAGGAGGAAUCCGCUAAAGGAGACUGCACAAUUAAAACGCACAGUUUAAAGAAAUGUCUCUUUAUCUGCAAAAAAGUGUUCUUGAUUUAUAAAUUUCAUGUGUUUGUGUUACGCUGAGAAAACCAACUGAAACCAACCAGGACCAUAAAUAAAUUGGACCUAAUUCAAUCACUGUCA
Messenger RNA from Cyprinodon tularosa, 1695 nucleotides. It is a transcript of the gene cdk4, whose product is annotated as cyclin-dependent kinase 4. NCBI's taxonomy places the organism in Eukaryota, Metazoa, Chordata, Actinopteri, Cyprinodontiformes, Cyprinodontidae. The record is from RefSeq and is a predicted model, not a curated record. Bases 208 to 1128 code for a protein of 306 amino acids. Gene Ontology annotation, molecular function: ATP binding; cyclin-dependent protein serine/threonine kinase activity; cyclin binding. Gene Ontology annotation, cellular component: nucleus; cyclin-dependent protein kinase holoenzyme complex; cytoplasm. Gene Ontology annotation, biological process: G1/S transition of mitotic cell cycle; regulation of gene expression; regulation of G2/M transition of mitotic cell cycle. The transcript has 8 exons.